This is a messenger RNA of Cylindrotheca closterium, 669 nucleotides long. Lineage: Eukaryota; Bacillariophyta; Bacillariophyceae; Bacillariales; Bacillariaceae. The record is from the annotation of a GenBank genome assembly.
AUGAGUCUUCAACACAUUAUCAACCUCAACAACUACAUGGUAUUUCUGCUGGAAUCCAAACAGUCGAGUUGGGCUGUUAAAAAUGGAGUGCAUGCCAUGGAGCUGAUGGAUCAGCUCAACGAGGACCAACAUCUCACUCUUGCUAGCCAAUCAUCAUUAUCCGUGCCAUGCAAACAAGAAGAUGCUCACGAUAUUGAUCACUAUAUGCAUUACAUGGAGCACAGUGAUCUCUAUGACUGGGACGAGCCCAGUGAUGACUAUGUUUAUGAGCGCGGUGUCACUCUACCAUCAACAGUCACUGACUUCAAAUGUAUCAUCGCAGUUCUCAUCUUCAACUUGGCCUUGUCCCAUCAGCUCUCAGCGUCCACAAGGCACCAACACGAUGACCUACGUCAAAAACUUCUGCACAAAGCCAAACGUCUGUAUGAGCUUGCGCUCCGAGAACAAAUCGUAGACCACUCUACUGCGUUCAAAUUCGCCGCCGUCAACAAUGUUGCAGUCAUUUACAGAAUGAUGGGCGAUGAUGAAACGUCACAAAAAUAUUUGGAUUAUUUGGUGUCUCUUCGGAUGCAUGUUGUAAGCGUUGGGGAUUGCCCACAAUUGCAACAAAUGAACGGCUUCUGGAGAAACGUAUUUGGUAAAGGAAUAUCCAUUGCUCCUGCUGCAUGA